Messenger RNA from Nerophis ophidion (straightnose pipefish), 5803 nucleotides. Its product is annotated as guanine nucleotide exchange factor VAV3-like. Gene Ontology annotation, molecular function: protein binding; guanyl-nucleotide exchange factor activity. Gene Ontology annotation, cellular component: cytoplasm; plasma membrane. The transcript is spliced from 28 exons. Gene Ontology annotation, biological process: cell migration; intracellular signal transduction; regulation of GTPase activity. The coding region runs from base 135 to 2684 and encodes 849 amino acids. The record is from RefSeq and is a predicted model, not a curated record. NCBI's taxonomy places the organism in Eukaryota, Metazoa, Chordata, Actinopteri, Syngnathiformes, Syngnathidae.
UGCACCUCCUCCCCCCGCAUUAACGCUGCUGCUGCUGCCUUCAAAGACACCAAGCUCUCAGCAUGUUGUGGACACCACAUUCUGGACUGUAAACUUUUUUUUUUUUGAUUUGUUAUUUAGUUUUCUGGACCGUCAUGGAAUACUGGAGGCAGUGCGCCCUGUGGCUGAUCGGCUGCAAGGUGUUGCCAGUCAACCAUCGCCUCACGGCGGACUCGGCGCACGCCUUCGACCUGGCGCAGACUCUGCGGGACGGCGUGCUGCUGUGUCAGCUGCUCAACAACCUGAGGGCCCGCAGCCUCGACCUGAAGGCCAUCAACCUCCGGCCGCAGAUGUCCCAGUACCUGUGCUUGAAGAACAUCCGCACCUUCUUGACGUGUUGCUGCAACGAGUUCGGCAUGAAGAAGAGUGACCUUUUCGAGGCUUUCGACCUGUUCGACAUGCGGGACUUCGGAAAGGUCAUGGACACACUCUCCAAGCUCUCCAACACAGCAAUAGCACUGCAAGGAGGCUUCAAGCCUUUUCCCACAGAAAGUAUCCUAAAAGAUGAGGACAUUUACAACCACCUGGAAGACCUGAUGGAUGAAAACUCCAUGGAGGAUGAGGAAGACUUGUACGCGGUGGUCUACAGGCUGGAAGAAGACCACGCAGGCGGGGAGAUUUACGAGGACCUCAUGAGGACCGAACAGCAGAAGCCGAUGGAGUCAGACGUCCGAAGCUGCUGCCUCUCUGAGAUCAAACAGACGGAGGAGAAGUACACGGAGACGUUGGAAUCCAUCGAGAAGAAUUUCCUCAACCCUCUGAAGAGGUUUUUCUCCGCGGCUGAAAUGGACAAAGUUUUUGUCAACAUUCCAGACUUGGUCAAGGUCCACAAGAGCCUGAUGGUGGAUGUUCAAGACUCCAUCCUGAACAAGAACGCUUUGAACCUCUACCAAAUUUUCAUCAGCUACAAAGAGAGGCUUCUCAUCUACAGCAUCUACUGCAGCCGGGUGGAGAUCGCCAUUGCAGUCCUGGACCUCAUCUGCAAGGAGAAGGAAGACGUUCGCCUCAAGUUGCAGGAGUGUUCCAAGAGGGCCAACAAUGGCAAGUUCACCCUGAGGGACCUGCUGGUGGUCCCCAUGCAGAGAGUCCUCAAGUACCACCUUCUCCUCCAGGAGCUCGUCAAGCACACUCCCAACGCUGUGGAGAAGACCAACCUGCAGAUGGCGCUGUACGCCAUGAAGGACCUGGCGCAGUUUGUCAAUGAAGUCAAGAGAGAUAACGAGACCCUGCGUGAGAUGGACCAGUACCAGCGAUCCAUCGAGAACCUGAACCAGUCUCUGAUCAGCUACGGCCGUCCAAGAGGAGACGGGGAAGUGCGCAUUGUGUCCAACUUUGACAAGAGGAAACAGGACAGACACAUAUUUCUGUUUGACGUGGCCACCGUGGUCUGCAAGCGACGCGGCGAUAACUACGAGAUGAAGGACGUCCUUGACCUCAACGUCUUCAGGAUCACCGACAACCCCACCUCGGACAAGGAGGGCAAGAAGUGGUGUUACAGCUUCUACGUGACUCACCAGCAGGGCCACACCGGCUUUGAAUUCUUCUUAAAGACCAGAGAGCUGAAGAAGAAAUGGCUGGAUCAGUUUGAAGCCGUCGUCUCCAACAUCCGACCUGAAUUUGCCAACCACAACGACCACCAGUUCAAGAUGCACACCUUUGACCGGAUUCUUUCCUGCAGCAUCUGCCAUCUCCUGCUAAGGGGGAUCUUCAACCAGGGCUACCUGUGCCUAAAAUGUGGACUUGCCGUCCACAAGGAGUGUUUGGGUCAGCCUGGACUCUGCAGGACGGAAUCUUCCAAACUGAGGUCCAAGGAGAGCACAGCGCUUCCAGACCCAGGUCUGCCCCGGAUGCUGGUGAUCAGAGACUACCAGGGUGCCCCCUGCCCCCCGUGCGGCCCCCCGCUGUGCGCUCGCACGGGCGACGUGAUCGGCCUGAUGUUCGCCGACCUGCACAGCUCCUGGUGGCAGGGCAAAAUCCUGGCAAGCGGCAAGAUUGGCUUCUUUCCAAGCGACGCUGUGAGGCCUUCCCCCUGUCUCCCAAAGCCCGUGGAUUACUCAGCACAGCUCUGGUUUGCAGGGCCGAUGGAGAGGUACCAGGCCGAGGUGGAGCUUCAGGACCAAGGAGACAGCACCUAUCUGGUUCGGCACAGGAGUAAAGAGUGCACUGAGUACGCCAUUAGUAUAAAGUUCAACCACACAGUCAAGCACAUUAAGAUUCUGACCAAGGACGGCUGCUUCUACCUCGAAGAGAGUCGCCUCUUCAAGACCGUGCUGGACUUGGUGGAAUACUACAAGCAGCAUUCGUUAAAAGAAGGCUUCAGCAGUCUCGACACCACUCUGCGAGUCCCUUACCGGGAAUUCAACAACGAGAACUCGCCUUGGGCCCAGACCAAGACUGGCAGCAUUCCUCCUGGUGGUUGCAGCUUUGUUCCUCCCUCCUCCUCUCCUUUCUGGUCAGUGUUUUGUCCCAGGGUCGUGUCCGUCGCCGUGGCUCGCUACGACUUCCACUCCAGAGACACGUGGGAGCUGCCGCUACUGCAGGGAGACGUGGUCCAAAUCCACACCAAGACGUCCAACGGCUGGUGGAAGGGAGAGGUCGGCGGCAGAGUGGGCUGGUUUCCUUCUACUUUUGUAGAAGAGGAUUGACUUCGCUGACUUGGACUUGGACGUCCAUGUGACCUCCACCACAGCAGGGUGCCGUGGCUGCUCCCUCGCGUGAUGUCGCUCAGAGAAAACUAACAGGAAACGCUCUCUAGAAACUUCCUCCCUGCCUUCUGACGGAUGCGGAGCACAUGUCGAGUCGAGGAUUCCGGAAAGCAUCAUUCGGCAAGUGCUUCGGUGUUCCGAUUGCCGUUCUCCCCUCCUUCCUCGGUGACUCACCUUGUCUUAUUAUUGAUGAUGACUCAGUGACAGUCGCCAUAUUCGGGUUGGCUGACAAACUGGAGGUCCCACGCGCUCCAGUGGGGUGUGAAUAAACGUGUUAUUGAUAUUUACAUGAUGAAGCCUGACCCCCACAGGAAGUGGCGAAAAAUUACGCAGGAUUUGAUUUUGGGGCCAAAAGUCACCACAUUCUUCGUCUUGGUACAAGAUGCUUUAUUAUUGUCCAUUCUUUAACAUGUACAAGACAUAUAGUAAGAACUGAAAUGACAUUUUCGGCACAGUCCCGCUAAGAGCAGACAUACGUUACAGGGAGACAAGAAUAGGACCUUAAAAAAAGGUGGUAAAAAGGGGAUAUUGGGAAAGGAGGGAAGAGGAAUAAAUAUCUGUCAAAUGCUGGACCCUGGGGUGGGGGUCCAGACUGAGUCCAAGUGAAAAAACUUAACUUGCCAUAGCACACAUAAACAUCCAUCCAUCCGUCUUCUUCCGCUUAUCCGAGGUUGGAAUGCGGGGGCAGCAGCAUUAGCAGGGAAGCCCAGACCUUCCUCUCCCCAGCCACUACUCUUCCCAGGGGAUCCUGAGGUGUUCCCAGGCCAGCCGGGAGGCAUAGUCUUCCCAACGUGUCCUGGGUCUUCCCCGUGGCCUCCUACCGGUCGGACUUGCCCUAAACACCUCUCUAGGGAGGCGUUUGGUUGGCAUCCUGACCAGAUGUCCGAACCACCUCAUCUGGCUCCUCACCAAGUGGAGGAGCAGCGGCAUUACUUUGAGCUCCCCCCGGGUGGCAGAGCUUCUCAACCUAUCUCUAAGGGAGAGACCCGCCCCCUGGCGGAGGAAACUGGAGGCCGAUAAAGCACUACUCAGCCGUCCAUCACCCCGAAGGGGAAUCAAGCGGUGGUGAAGGCGUGGGGUGGUGGGUGGGGGGGGUGUUUGUGUACAUGCCCUUUGUCUUUGGGUGUUGUGUUCAUUGGCAUGCAAUGCAAGCAAGGUUCGACUUCCAGCUGUCGUUGAGGAGGGAGGGAGGUCAAAAGCGUCCAUCUUUAAAGAGUCCCCGGGGAUGUGUUCAAAACAGCCUGCUCCUGUUGUUGCGGCGCCAAGGCCAUUCGGGGGAAUCAAAAAUCGUAGAUUAGGAUUUUUGUUUUUCCGCGAGCAGACAUUACAAUGGCUUGUCUGUUCUAUUCGUCCAUGUUGGCUCUCAUAUCCAAUAUUUCCCUUUCAACAAGCUUCUUCCAUGACGUGAUCCAUCUUGCGAUUCAGUUCAGAAAUCGCCCCAGACUGUGAUCCCAGAGCCCGACGCAAUCCUACCAUUGCGACGAACAGCCUUUGGGCUCCUUGAGUAGCUGCCAUCGUCUUGCGAAUAUGACGAUACACCACAGCGAUGUUCAGCAGGUGCCCCGCGAUCACGGUUCCAAAUUGGUAGAUGUCUUUCUCGUCCUCGGUGGAAAGGACUGGGAGGCACAUGAUUCUCCAUUUGUCCCAGGAAUCUCUCACGUACCCCACGGUUCUGGUCCCAUCAGGACAGCCCGGCACCCCCAAACCUUUUUUCCUCGUCGAAUUCUAUGUUUGAUGUUUAGAUUUGGAGGACAGCGCAAAGAAAGAGGCUUCAAAAAAAGUGUAGACAAGACAAAGAGAACAAGCAAGGAAAAGACGGGAGGAGAAAAAACUAAUGCGACUGCCCUCACCAAAGGCGUUAGUUUGAUGGCCUUCUUCCAGACCAAACUCAUCCAAGCAUGCCUUUUCUGGACUAGGAACAGAAAAGUGUCUUCUUGACCAAACCGCCCUUCCCCCGUUUGUUUGUUCGUAAUCAGGAGUACAUAAAAACUUUUAACGCUUUACAUUUUUACGCAAUAGGGAAUAAAAGUGUACUUUUCCCCCCCAGACAUGAAAGCUGGUUGUUCCACCACUAGUCUGUUUCAGCACAUUUGGCAACCCCGAACCCUUCGUUUUUUUUAAAAACGUGGCAGAGUCGUCAUCGUCUCAGGAAAUGAUCUUUGAAGGCGUCUGUGGGGGGUGGGUAUGCACGUCCUUUGAUGUUUUAGGUCUUGGUUUCUUCGUUUAAAAGCUCCAAAAAGAAGCUUUUUGAAGUUAUUUGAAUUUUUUCUGUUCAAAUCUCGCACGAGGAAUGAUUCAAGGCUGAUGUAACUCACGUUCACUAGAAAGUGUCGAGCCUCGCUAGAACACAAACACCUUCUGGCAGACAGGAACACUUUCUUUUACACAUCAAAGCGUUGUGGACUAUUGUUUAGGUAGUUGGUCCUCAAAAACAGCUGAACAAACACUCCGAGGGAGCAUCUUUGACUGGCAAUGUGGUCCUUGAAACAGCCGAGUGGUUCCGUCAUACAAAAUAUCUUUGACUAGUGGUUUGCUUUAUAGGUCCUUCAAAUCCCCAGACUACAAAGCACUCAUCUCAUAUAAUUGAUAUUUGACACUGGUUUUUGCAGCUGGUCCUCAAAAAUUGCAAAGCGCUCUUGUAAUGAAGAAGAUCUUUGACUUGGGUUUUUGUUGUAGGUCCUUGAAACACCCGAAUGCAGUUCCCUGCUAACAAAUAAAUAAUUUCUAACUCAUAAUUUCCAGUUGGUCCUCAAAAACAGCUGAACAAACACUCCGAGGGAGCAUCUUUGACUGGCAAUGUGGUCCUUGAAACAGCCGAGUGGUUCUGUCAUACAAAAUAUCUUUGACUAGUGGUUUGCUUUAUAGGUCCUUCAAACCCCCAGACUACAAAGCACUCAUCUCAUAUAAUAGAUCUUUGACACUGGUUUUUGCAGCUGGUCCUCAAAAACUGCAAAGCGCUCUUUUAAUGAAGAAGAUCUUUGACUUGGGUUUUUGUUGUAGGUCCUUGAAACACCAGAAUGCAGUUCCCUGCUAACAAAUAAAUAAUUUCAAACUCAUAA